Messenger RNA from Talpa occidentalis (Iberian mole), 2916 nucleotides. Its product is annotated as protocadherin beta-13-like. Gene Ontology annotation, biological process: homophilic cell-cell adhesion. Gene Ontology annotation, molecular function: calcium ion binding. Lineage: Eukaryota; Metazoa; Chordata; Mammalia; Eulipotyphla; Talpidae. The record is from RefSeq and is a predicted model, not a curated record. Gene Ontology annotation, cellular component: plasma membrane.
ACUUAUCUAUAGAAAGAAUUAGGAAUAGUGCAUCCAUCUUAAUCCCAGAAAACGUAAAACCCUAUGAAGACACAUGGUGGCGCUGCAGGAUAAGAAGGUAAAAAACCAGAACUGAGGCUGCUGCUCCAACAGCAGGCAAAAUUUACCAACAAAGCCAGGGAGCCCACAGGAACCUUGGAUGUCACAGAGCGAGUGGAUCCUCUAAAAAGGACUACUCACCGGAAUAUACCCAAGAUCUUUUGUAUAUUAAGCAUCGUCUCAGAUUUGGAGGUCUUUACGGUUCAGGGGAACCACCCUCGCUGGAGUCUAUAGAAAGGAAGAACAAUGGAGGCCAGCGGGAAGCUCAUUUGCAGCCAAAGGCAAGUUGUUUUCUUCUUUCUUCUAUUGGGCUUAGCUCUGGCGGGCACGGAAUUUAGGCGCUAUUCUGUAGUGGAGGAAACCGAGGGGAGUUCCUUUAUAACCAAUUUAGCAAAGGACCUGGGUCUCGGGCAGAGAGAACUCUCCAGGAGAGGGGCUAGGGUGAUUUCCAAAGGCAACAAAUUGCAUUUGCAGCUCAAUCUGGAGACAGGGGCUCUGAUGCUAAAUGAGAAACUGGACCGUGAGGAAUUGUGUGGUCACACAGAGCCCUGUGUGCUGCGUUUCCAGGUAUUGCUAGAAAAUCCCUUGGCAUUUUUUCAAGCUGAGUUACAAGUAAUAGACAUAAAUGACCAUGCUCCCGUGUUCCUAGACAAAGAUAUGCUGCUAAAAAUAUCAGAGAGCAGCCCUCCCGGGACUACAUUCCCUCUGAAGAACGCUCAGGAUGUGGAUGUAGGCCAAAAUAAUAUAGAGAACUAUAUAAUAAGUCCCAACUCCUAUUUUCGGGUCCUCACCCGCAAACGCAGCGAUGGCAAGAAGUAUCCUGAGCUGGUGCUGGACAAAGCACUGGAUCGUGAGGAGGAACCUGAAGUCAGGUUAACCCUCACAGCUCAGGAUGGCGGCUCUCCACCCCAGUCUGGUACUACUCAGGUCUACAUCGAAGUCAUGGAUAUCAAUGAUAAUGCCCCUGAAUUUGAGCAACCUUUCUAUAGGGUGCAGAUCCCUGAGGACAGUCCCCUAGGAUUCUUGAUCACCACGGUCUCUGCUACAGAUAAAGAUAUAGGAAUCAAUGGAGAGAUUUCCUAUUCCCUUUUCCAGGCUUCAAAGGAGAUUAGCAAAACCUUUGAGAUAGAUGCUAUGACAGGAGAAAUUCAACUGAAAAAACAACUUGACUUCGAAACAACUCAAUCCUAUGAGAUCAAUGUUGAGGCCAGAGAUGCUGGAAGCUUGUCAGGAAAAUGCACUGUUCUGACUCAAGUCGUCGAUGUGAAUGACAAUGCCCCAGAAGUCAUCAUGUCCUCAUUUACCAGACAGAUCCCUGAGAACUCUCCUGAGACUGUGGUUGCAGUGUUCAGUGUUUCAGAUCUUGAUUCGGAAGAAAAUGGGAAAAUAAGUUGCUUCAUUCAGGAAGAUCUACCGUUUAUCCUAAAAUCUUCCUUGGAAAACUUUUACACCCUGGUAACAGAGAAGCCGCUGGACAGAGAGCUAACAUCGGAGUACAACAUCACGAUCACCGUCACGGACUUGGGCACCCCCAGGCUGAGGACCCAGCACCACAUCACCGUGCUGGUGUCCGACGUGAACGACAACGCCCCCGCCUUCAGCCAGAGCGCCUACACGCUGCUGGUGCGCGAGAACAACAGCCCCGCGCUGCACAUCGGCAGCGUGCGCGCCACCGACGCCGACGCGGGCUCCAACGCGCAGCUCACCUACUCGCUGCUGCCCGCCGGCCGCGCGCACCCGCCGCCCGCCGCGCUCGUGGCCGUCAACGCCGACACCGGCCAGCUGUUCGCGCUGCGCUCGCUCGACUACGAGGCGCUGCGCGCCUUCGACUUCCUGGUGGGCGCCACGGACCGCGGCUCGCCCGCGCUCAGCGGCCAGGCGCGGGUGCGCGUCGUGGUGCAGGACGCCAACGACAACGCGCCCUCCGUGCUCUACCCGCCGCCCAACGCCUCGGCGCCCUGCCCCGAGCUGGUGCCGCGCGCGGCCGACGCGGGCUACCUGGUCACCAAGGUGGUGGCGGUGGACGGCGACGCGGGCCAGAACGCCUGGCUGUCGUUCCAGCUGCUCAGGGCCACGGAGCCCGGGCUGUUCGGCGUGUGGGCGCACAACGGCGAGGUGCGCACCGCCAGGCCGCUGGGCGAGCGCGACGCGCCCAAGCACCGGCUGGUCGUGCUGGUCAAGGACAACGGCGAGCCGCCGCUGUCGGCCAGCGUCACGCUGCACGUGCUGCUGGUCGACGGCUUCUCGCAGCCCUACCUGCCGCCGCCCGACGCGCCGCCGCCCGCCGCGCAGGCCGACCGCCUCACCGCGUCCCUGGUGGUGGCGCUGGCCGCCGUGUCGUCGCUCUUCCUCCUGUGCGCGCUCGCCUUCGCGGCCGCGCGCCUGUGCGGGAGGCGCGGGGCCGGCGCGCGCGCGGGCUCGCUGGGGCCCGACGGCCCCUUCCCGGGCCGCCUGGUGGACGUGGGCGGCGCCGGGACGCUGUACAGCUACCAGUAUGAGGUGUGCCACGGGGGCUCAGGGACCAACGAGUUCAAGUUCUUAAAACCGGUUAUCCCUAAUCUGCAAUAGUAGAGCACAACAAGUGGAGUGAAAGAAAACCUGCUGCCAAUCAGGAACAGGGGUGUAGGCCAGAGAUGCAGACAGUGAGAGGAUUCAUCUGAAACUGAUGAGGAGCAAAACAGGGGGAUCCACUGAAAUACACUGUUGAGGGGAGCAGUGGGUGAGACAGGAGAUGUCUGCUGGGCCAAAUGGGUUUAGUUCUCUGGCUGGGGAUGAACUCGUGCUGCAGUGGGUGGCAACAGCUUGAUGCACUGAGACUUUAACUUCUGCGCCACCAAG